Phaeoacremonium minimum UCRPA7 is the source of this 1176-nucleotide messenger RNA. Its product is annotated as putative biotin synthase protein. Gene Ontology annotation, molecular function: biotin synthase activity; 2 iron, 2 sulfur cluster binding. The transcript has 2 exons. Gene Ontology annotation, cellular component: mitochondrion. The record is from RefSeq and is a predicted model, not a curated record. Gene Ontology annotation, biological process: biotin biosynthetic process. Bases 1 to 1176 code for a protein of 391 amino acids. NCBI's taxonomy places the organism in Eukaryota, Fungi, Ascomycota, Sordariomycetes, Togniniales, Togniniaceae.
AUGAUCGCUCUGCGGUGCAUGUCCACAAUCGUCGACCACCAGCCAAACAUCCCCUUGACGCCCUCACAACCUCCGCCGCCUCCUAAAUCAGUCGGCGGCGACGCUCAUCGCUCAAUCGAAGAUGAGCGAAGACGAGCUGCGAAACAGAUCUUCAGGGCUGCCGUGGCGGCCACUGCUCCGAGACAUGACUACACAAAGGAGGAGAUUGCGGCUAUUUAUUACCAGCCGUUGAUGGAGUUGACGUUUCAAUCUGCAAAUGUCCAUCGACGCUUUCACAAUCCGGCCGAGGUCCAGCUAUGUACCUUGAUGAAUAUCAAAACCGGAGGAUGCACCGAAGACUGCUCCUACUGUGCCCAGUCUACACGCUAUCAAAAGGGCACCGGCCUAGAGGCCAAACGCGUUGAGAGCGUCGAGAGUGUGCUGGCCGCAGCUCGCGUCGCAAAGGACAAUGGCAGCACCCGCUUCUGCAUGGGAGCCGCCUGGCGCGACAUGAGGGGGCGGAAGAACAGCUUGAAGAAUAUCAAAGAGAUGGUGCGCGGCGUGCGAGAGAUGGGCAUGGAAUGCUGUGUGACGCUCGGCAUGAUCGACGAACACCAGGCCAAGGAGCUGAAGGAUGCUGGUCUGACUGCCUACAACCACAACGUCGACACCAGCCGCGAAUUCUAUCCGUCUGUGAUCUCCACGCGCACAUAUGACGAGCGCUUGAAGACACUGAGCCAUGUUCGCGAUGCGGGCAUCAAUGUAUGCUCAGGCGGCAUCUUGGGUCUCGGAGAAUCGUCCGAGGACCGCAUCGGUCUGCUGCACACCGUGUCAACACUGCCCUCUCAUCCCGAGAGCUUCCCUGUCAAUGCUUUGGUCCCUAUCAAGGGAACGCCCCUGGGAGAUCGGGCCCCCAUCGAGUUCACCAGCAUGCUGAGGACCAUCGCGACGGCGCGUAUCCUGAUGCCAGCCACCAUCAUCCGCAUAGCGGCCGGACGGAAGACCAUGUCGGAGGAGAAGCAGGCCUUGUGUUUCAUGGCAGGUGCCAAUGCGAUUUUCACCGGCGAGAAGAUGCUGACGACGGAGUGCAAUGGUUGGGACGAGGAUAGCGCCAUGUUCGGGCGUUGGGGGCUCGAGCCGAUGAAGAGCUUCGAGAAAUCACCGCAGCCAACUCCGGGCGAAUUCACGGGGCCAUGA